Cladocopium goreaui is the source of this 1764-nucleotide messenger RNA. Lineage: Eukaryota; Dinophyceae; Suessiales; Symbiodiniaceae. The record is from the annotation of a GenBank genome assembly.
AUGUUGAUUCAUGUUGAUUCAUUUUCUUGGCAUUUUGCAGCGUUUUGCAGCGUUUUGCGGCCUUGGUGCCAUCAAGCGAGUGGUCUGUACAGCCUGCCUUGGCUCCAGCCAAUGGCCGAUCUCUCCUUGGUAUGCUUCGCGCAUCCUUCCAUGAAGCUUCCAAAGCCAAUUGCUGAAAUCCCAUUUAAGGAAUAUCCCUUUUCCAUUGCUCCGGAUGCUACUGUCAUGGAACUCAUGGAGAAGGUGGAGGAAUUCGUGGAGGAUGUUAGCCGGGAGAAAAAUGAGCCUGUGUCCUUCCAGAUUCAGGUGAUGUGGAAUACCAAGAACAACAAGAAGGCCUUGAACCCUGGAGAUUUCAUCAAGGAGCACUUUAUCACUGGGGACACCUUCGGCAUUCAUGGCGACAUCAUGUCUGCACCGAAGGACUUGCCUCAUAUCCCAGAGGAGAAGAAAUUGCCAGUCACAAUUUUGACCGGGUUUUUAGGCGCCGGCAAGACCACCUUGCUGAAUUACAUUCUGCAGGAACAAAAGGAGAAAAAGAUUGCCGUCAUUGAAAAUGAGUUUGGUGAGGUUCCCAUCGAUGAUGCCUUGCUCAACAAGGAGAAGAUCGCCAUGGCUGAGAAGAUUCUCGUCAUGGACAAUGGUUGCAUGUGCUGCACCAUCCGCGGCGAUCUCCUUGACGGCCUCAGGAGCAUUUUGAAUGAGGUGGACAAAGGAACCCACUUGGAUCAGGUCAUGAUCGAGACAACAGGAAUGGCAGAUCCCGUUCCAAUUGUUCGUACUUUCAUGACCUCAGAUGACAUCAGCGCUCGGAUGCGUUUGGAUGGAGUCAUCACAGUUGCGGAUGCAAGAAACAUCAUAGGGCGCUUGGAUGACCAGGUGGAAGAAGGAAAGGUGAACGAGGCCUACCAACAGGUUGCCUUCUGUGACAAGCUGCUGCUGAACAAGUUGGACUUAGUGUCAUCAGAAGAAGCUAUCAAGACGAAGGAGAGACUUCGAGAUAUCAACGCGUUUGCGAAGAUUGUGCCUGCUGUUCGUGGGAGAGUCAAACUCUCAGAGCUUUCGAAUUUGAGAGCUCAUGACAUGACAAACUUUGUCAACGCUGAGAUUGAGAAAGAGGCAGUGGAGAAAGAGGAAGCUCAUGGUGAUGGUGGACAUGGAGAACAUGGAGGUGGACAUAAUGGUCACAGUGCUCACAAUGGUGACGCGCACGACCAUGGCCACGGCGAAAACGGUGGACACGGCGAACAUGGAGGACAUGGACAUGGACAUGUCGACGAACAUGGCCAUGUGACGAAGAAGCAGAAGAGUCGACAUGACAGCAGGGUGAACUCUAUGUCACUAGUGAGAGAAGGAGAACUGCUGCCUUCAAAGCUCUCUGCUUUCAUGCAGACUUUGGGGCAACUGCCACCUGAGAAAGGCACCAUCUUCAGAAUAAAAGGCAUCCUUGCGGUCAAAAGCCAUCCUUUCAAGCACGUCUUCCACGCGGUCAUGGACGUCAGUGAUGAAGCGGAUGCCGAGCCCUGGGGAAAAGAUGAAAAGCGGAUCACCAAGAUCGUAUUCAUUGGAAAAGGUCUCGACAAGACAUUCAUUCGAGAAUCCUUUGAUGAGUGUUUUGCGGCGUGAGGACGUCGCUGUAGUGUGAAUAAAACGCAGGCCUGCCACUGCCAGAGGCUCAAAAGGGGUCGGCGUUGCGCGGCCUUUCCGCAUGUCCCUCCCAGGACAAAAACAUCCCCAAUUGGGGGUUCUUCUUGGGUUUGCCCC